UAAAACGGAACAUAUUUUUUUCAUUUACACAUUCACAAAAGAGAAAACAUAUAAAAAAUGGACAACAUGGAGAAGGCAACAAGGACUCCAAAAGACCGCCAUCUGAAAGUUGGAGGCCGUGAUCGUCGCAUCCGUCUUCCACCGAGUAUUGCUCCCAAACUAUUCAGUUUGACAGAAGAACUCGGCUUCCAAAGCGAUGGCGAAACCGUCGGUUGGCUCCUUAGAAAUGCCGAGCCAGCUAUUUUUGCCGCCACGGGCCACGGCGUCAGCACCACCACAAAUGAUGUUAUCCACUCAUCUGAUAAGAUUUUUCAUAAUUAUUAUUCUAACUGUGGUAACUUCAGCAACAUCAUUAAUGGUAACUGCAGCUACACCAUUGAUGGUGAUAAUUGGACGGGAAUAAAUACUUUUCAUCAUGAGAUGGUCUUUCCGGAGACUACAAUGAAAGAACAUGCGGCUUCAUCUACUUUUCCGGUGAAAGAUAAAGAAGAUGUGUCAGAUAUGUCGAGUCAGACGCAGCCGGCUAUGCUACCGCCAUUGAUGCACCAUCAACAGCAGCAGGAACAAGAGCCACAACCACAGUUUGAACUUGGGAAGGUGGAGAUGGCGGCGGAUGAGAAAAGAUAUGUUUGGAGUGAGUAAUGAUUGGAGACUUAGUUCGAUGAUGGUUGGUUUUAGUUUGGUUGCUGUCUGCAUUUUUUUCCUUUUCCUUUAUGUUUUUCAGUUUGGAGUGACGAACUAAGGUUUGGCUUAGUCCGGUUUUAGUUUGCCUUUUUCCGUUGGUUGUAUUCUCAUAUUUUUUCCAGUAAGAUGAA
Camelina sativa (false flax) is the source of this 815-nucleotide messenger RNA. The record is from RefSeq and is a predicted model, not a curated record. NCBI's taxonomy places the organism in Eukaryota, Viridiplantae, Streptophyta, Magnoliopsida, Brassicales, Brassicaceae.